Cuscuta epithymum is the source of this 4500-nucleotide messenger RNA. Lineage: Eukaryota; Viridiplantae; Streptophyta; Magnoliopsida; Solanales; Convolvulaceae. The record is from the annotation of a GenBank genome assembly.
CUAGUUUGAUGUAAAACAAAGUGCUUAACUUCUGAUGUAAUCAUUUCAACUUCGUCAUCACAGUAUCUGUCCAAACGCCGGCCGGAGAUACUGAAACGUGAAAGACUAUCCCAUGGACGACGUCGAUCGAUUAUUUGAAUGCUUCAAGUGCGGCGUGUCUCCUCCGCAAUCGGCUGUUAGAGAACGAAAGAGAGGGAAGAGAACUUUGAAACAGGAAGAUUCAGCAUGUAAGCAAUUAGCUGAAAAAACCCCCAAGAGCACGGCAGAGACUGACCACUCGGUUGAAGAUUUCAGUUCAUCCAAAGUGAAGAGAAAUAGCUCUCGGAAGCAGUUCUCUCCACUUGUGUUUUAUGGGUCUCCACAUGGGGUUCCUCCGAAAAGGCCUACUAGUUUGUUGCGCCUGUUGCAAGAAAUACAUGUGGACCUUGGCGAACAAAAUAAGCUAAGACAAGAAAUAUGGGUUACAUACCCUAAGCAGGAUGAAGCAAUGAAGUAUGCAAAGCAGUGCACGAAUGCUCGUCUUUUCAGCUAUCAGAAUCACAUUAAUGGCCAAAGAAGGUUUCUUGUUUCCACAUAUGAGCACUUUUGGAAAAGGUACAAAAAUAUGAAUUCUAAAAGAAGACACCAUUAUGAAGUCAUUCAGGAGGGCUUGCCAUGCCACCUUUAUUUUGAUUUGGAGUUCAAUAAGAAAGCGAAUAGAGAUAAGAAUGGAGAUGAAAUGGUUGAUCUCCUGAUCAUGGCUGUAUUUGAUGCUCUGCUAGAAAAAUAUUCUCUAGAAGGAAGUCAUGACUGGAUAGUUGAGCUUGAUUCUUCAACUGAUGAAAAGUUCUCCAGACAUUUAAUCAUUAGAUUACCAAAAGCUGCAUUUAAGGACAACUCUCAUGUUGGGGCAUUUGUUACUGAGAUAUGUUCACGGAUAUAUACUUCAAGUAUUAUGGAUGAGAGAUUCAAAAAGCUCUUUGUCUUUAAAGAUUCAGAAUCGGAUGGAAUUCCAAGUAAGCUCUUUGUGGAUACUGCUGUCUACUCUAGAAACCGCUGCUUUCGUCUAGCUCUAUCAUCUAAAGCAGGGAAGACGUCUGUGCUUCUACCUAGUGGACGCUUUAAAUGUAAGGACAUGAGCGAGGAAGAAAUGUUUAUGGAGUCACUAAUUUGUAAUAUGGACUCCGAAUGCGAAAAACUUUUGGUUUGUAUAAUGGAUUCAGAUUGUGUUAGGGCCCUGCGUUUUGAUACAGAGAUUACUGAAAAUAUCCAACAAACUUGCACCCCCCAAGCAUUUGACUCAAAGCAUUUUGAAAGUGAUCCUUCAAGAACUUACUUGAUGGGAAAGUCGCCAUUCACAGCUUUAGAUUCAUUCAUUGUGUUUAUUGCCUCCAUAGGAAGUGUGCCAGGAAAAAUUCGGAGUUGGUAUUGGUUCUCAGAGUAUGGGCUGAUGGUCUACAGCAUGUCAAAAAACAGAUAUUGCGAAAGGAUCCAGAGAGAACACAAAAGCAAUCAUGUGAUGUACGUUGUUGACCUUAGAAGGGGCGUUUACUACCAGAAGUGCUAUGAUCCGGAUUGCAGAGGUUAUCGAUCCCCUUUGCGUCCCGUCCCUGGCAAUGUCAUGGCUCAUUGUUCAUUGUCCUUUGGUCUGGAAGUCAGCACUGAAGAUAGGGAGCACACAACUGUAGCUACUGAUCGGGAUAUUACAGAUAGCUGCAAGAAAGACUGGUGGCUUGAAGCUAUCAGAUUUGCAGAUCAGCUAGAGAGCACACCAACAGCCCUGGAUGUAUGUGAUGAAAAACAGGAGGGAAGAUCAGGAGAAGAUGAAGACUGGUGGGUGACAGUGGAAAGGAUUGCAACCCAAGCUGAACAGGCUUACCUUGGACAAGCUUAGAAUCUAUUGUUAGGGUUCUGGGAUUGAGAACGGGUCCAAGGACGACUUGCUGUGGCAGGGUGAGUCGGUGAGGGCAAAACCUGCCGCCUAGGGUGACUCUUCUUCUUGCCCGUGGCUGGAAGAGCGCAGGGAGGAGAGAGAGUCCGUGACUUCUCUGCGAACAAUUUCUAAAGAUCGAUAGAUUUUAUUAAGGCUGAAUAAAGAAUAUAAAUAGGCAGUCUGCCCUUUACAUGAUAGAGUUCUACUCUAACUAAAACUGUAACUUCUAAUACUUCUAUUAAUAAUAGGAAAUAAUAAAUAAAUAAAUAAAUAAAUAAAUAAAGAAAUAAAUAAAUAAAUAAAAUAAAAUAUGAAAAUAGCAUCAGGAUAGAUUCCUCUUCCAAUUAAACUUCCUGCCGGCCCAUAUGUUUCCUCCUGCGAUAGGGAAUUCCAUAAAACGCAUCCGUAACAUCACUCCCUCCCUCAAAACUGAGCUUGUCCCCAAGCUCAAAUCCUGGAUAAGCAGCAAUAAAAGUGUCAAACGGUUCCCAAGUUGCCUCCUCAGCUGUGUGGCCUUGCCAAUGGACUAGCAGCUCCUUCUCACCUUCGACCUCGAUAAAGAAAAGCUUCUUGCACCGGUGAUUCAUCGACCACAGCUCAUCACAAUUAUAACAGAGCCCUCUUGCUCGCCGUUCUGCCAUUUCACCCUUCGUGAGCCGUUUAAUAAUCGGGUUUCCUGCCUUAGUUGUCAUGGGUGUUUGUCUAUGUUGUUGCGGGCUUCGUUGUUUUGCAUCUGUUGCAACACUCCAGCCUUUGACAGGUGCAAUUGUCAAUGACUGCUUUGCUUCUAACGUCCGCGCAAGGUUCAUUGCAUACCCCAGGUUUCCUGGUUUUGCCAUCUCCACAUCCGCCCUCAAGUGAGGUUGUAAACCAGCGACAUAUAAAGCAAUCUGAUGUGUGGGUUGUAUUCCUGAAGUUCUGGCUAAGGCUUUUUGAAAUUGGGCACAAUAUUCAUCAACUGUCCCUUUUUGCAUUAAAAGCUUUAGAUCACCUACCGGGUUAGAACUCAGAGGGGGCCCAAAACGCUCCAGGCAAAGGUCUUUAAACCUAUCCCAAUUGACUUCACCUUCUUCCUCGAUCAUCUGGUCAAACCAGAGUUGUGCAUCAUCUAUCAAGUGGAAUGCAACAACAUUGACCUUGGCAGCACCAGGAGUUUCUUGAUUCAAGAAGAAUUUUUCGCACCUUUUCAACCAGCUGAUAGGGUCAGAGUUGCCAUCGAAUACUGGGAAUUCCAUCUUCGCAUAUUGUGGUCUCCAGGGGUUCGUGGUUUUCUGCCAUGGAUGGUCUUGCACUCGGCUGUUAUCCACUUCAUCUUCCUCCGUUAUUAUUGACUUCGAAUCGCGUUUGUGGACUGCCAGAGAUAGAGCGGCAAUCUGCUCUUCUAUGGCGGAUGUCCUAGCGGUCAUCGUCUCCAUGAAUUCCUUCAUCAUGGUGGCUAAAUCAUCUUGCGGUUGUGGCGCCAUGGAUCUUGACGUCUCUGAUACCAAAUUGUUAGGGUUCUGGGAUUGAGAACGGGUCCAAGGACGACUUGCUGUGGCAGGGUGAGUCGGUGAGGGCAAAACCUGCCGCCUAGGGUGACUCUUCUUCUUGCCCGUGGCUGGAAGAGCGCAGGGAGGAGAGAGAGUCCGUGACUUCUCUGCGAACAAUUUCUAAAGAUCGAUAGAUUUUAUUAAGGCUGAAUAAAGAAUAUAAAUAGGCAGUCUGCCCUUUACAUGAUAGAGUUCUACUCUAACUAAAACUGUAACUUCUAAUACUUCUAUUAAUAAUAGGAAAUAAUAAAUAAAUAAAUAAAUAAAUAAAUAAAGAAAUAAAUAAAUAAAUAAAAUAAAAUAUGAAAAUAGCAUCAGGAUAGAUUCCUCUUCCAAUUAAACUUCCUGCCGGCCCAUAUGUUUCCUCCUGCGAUAGGGAAUUCCAUAAAACGCAUCCGUAACAUCUAUCUUGGGCAUACCAAACCGAUAAACUACCAGUUUACUUUUACUCCAUUCUGUAUAAGCGAGUUGUUUGCUGACAAUUGAUUAGGUAGUUCUCUGAGAAGAAAUGUUUGGUAAAAAUGGCCUAAAAAUUAGUUAAGAAAAUGUAAAUUGACAUAGGAAUGUAAAGGGCUUUUUGGAAAUAAAACAAGAUAUACUGGUUAUUAGUAAUUUAACACAGAAUAUUAUGUCAUUUGCGAAGUAAAAAAAAGUGCUAAAAGAAAAUGAAAACAAUACACACACAUUUAGUCUGGUCCAUGAAAGAAAAGCUAUUUUUGUGUAUCUAAGACAGCAAUACUCUUCUUUCUCCAAUUGUGGGUAGACCUGGACGACUGGACCUGGGCUGACUUUGGGAGAACUGGAACGUCAAUCAGGUAAAUUGAUUCUGGUUCUGAUUUGAAGUAACCGGAUCCAGUUGUGUCUAUUCAAAAACGCAAAAUUGGUUGGUUCGUUGUUAUCAUGACUCUGAUUUGGUCCGAUGUUGGGUACUGAUGUUGGCACUGGCCUGUCAAAGUGGGUUUGAGCUUUUAACUGUAUGUAAUUUUGAAUUUUAUGUAUGAAUCAUGUGAUGAAAUGAUUUUCAAACUGUUUCAUAUUUUGUGUCAUAGUAGCACUCAU